Messenger RNA from Salvelinus namaycush (lake trout), 7046 nucleotides. Its product is annotated as rootletin-like. NCBI's taxonomy places the organism in Eukaryota, Metazoa, Chordata, Actinopteri, Salmoniformes, Salmonidae. Bases 282 to 6188 code for a protein of 1968 amino acids. The record is from RefSeq and is a predicted model, not a curated record. The transcript is spliced from 37 exons.
GAAAAUCGGCGUCAGCAGCAUAUUGUUGCAAGUUGACUGACUAGUCUAGUAAAACAUUUAAAAUCCGCAACGGUAGUCCAAGUAUCAUGCUCUCGAAUACGAAUGGACUUGACAACUAUGCACUCAACCCUUAUAAAUUCUAGAGGCUGGAGGAGAGUGUGUUGUCUGAAGAGAAGAGGCUGACAGUCCGAGGCGCCUCCCCUGAAGACCCUCCUACGUGUUUACCUGCACGAGUCCGAGAGAUCGUCACCAAGAACCUCAACGAGAGCCCACCAGGAGCCAUGUCCUCAGUGAUGUCAGUCCAGGAGGAGAACCGGGUGCUGCAGGUAGAGCUGGGAAGGCUGGAGGAUCUGCUGGCCCAUAGCAGGGCGGACCGAGAUGAGCUGGCUAUCAAAUACAGCGCCAUCAGCGAGAGGCUAGAGCAGGCACUCCGCCUGGAGACAGGUGACGGGGAGCGGGAUUCACCAGAGUCUCGCAGCCAGGCUCAGCAGAACAUGGACCUGCGCCGGCGUCUGGACGAGGAACAGGCAGCCUACAAGCGUAAACUCACAGCCUACCAGGAGGGCCAGCAAAGACAGGCUCAGCUGGUGCAGAAACUGCAGGCUAAGGUCCUGCAGUACAAGAAGAGGUGUGGAGACCUGGAGCAUACUCUAGUGGAGAAGUCCUCGGAGCUGGAGCAGCACAGACUGAGUGGUCGUUGUGAUAUGUCCAGCAACAGCCACCAUCGAGACGAGGAGGAUCCGUGCGGCGACCUGGAAAAUGCUCUCAUCCGGUUGGAGGAGGAGCAGCAAAGGAGCAGCAGUCUGUCUGCAGUGAAUGCCAUGCUGAGAGAGCAGUUGGAGCAGGCAGGACUGGCCAAUGAGGCACUCAGCCAGGACAUACGCAGACUCACUGCUGAUUGGUCCAAAUCCAGGGAGGAGCUGGAGCAGAGGGAGUCUGAUUGGAGGAGGGAGGAGGAAUCUUUCCACAGUUAUUUCAGCAGUGAGCACAGUCGUCUGCUAUCUGUAUGGCGACAGGUGGUGGGCUUCCGUAGACAGGUCUGUGAGCUGAAGAGCGCCACAGAGAGGGACCUGUCAGACAUGCGUAACGAGCUGGCCCGGGCCUCCCACUCUGUCCAGUCGUCCUGCUCCGGGCUGUCCUCCACGCUGCGCAGCCGGGAGGGAGGGGCGGCUCUGGCUCUGGAGCGGGAGGUGGCGCUGCGGGGGCAGCUGGAGCUGCAGCUCAGAGAACGGGUGGCUGAAAUGAUGAGCCUGCAGACCAGGACUGAUGCUGAAAGGGCUGAGCUCAACGCCAGGCUGUCAGAUGCAGUGCGAGAGGUGGAGAGGCUGAAGGGCCAGAGUGAGGAGAAAGACAGAGAUGUGGCCUCACUGACCAGGAGACUGGAGGAGCAGAGUGGCAACGAUGAGACAGACAUGCAGGUGAUGAGGGCUCAUACUGAAACACUACUGGACACACUGAGAGACAUUGCCCAGACUGUCCUAUCCGAUGGGGACUCGUCAUCAGAAGCAGACCAGGAGAACACUGGGGCUCCUCUAUUGGCUCUUCUCCGUGGCUCCUCCCCUCACCGCUCAUCAUCACCAUGGGGAUCCACCUCUCCCAGGCGUUACUCCUUGUUGGCCACCGUCCCAGAGGCCAGCCUGUCAGCUCUGCGGUCUGCUGUCAACAGCAGACAUCUCCAGCUGCAGGAGGUCCGAGGGCGUCUGUCCUCUGCCCAGUCAUCAGUACAAUUGCUGCGCAGGCAGCUAGCAGAGGCGGAAUCAGCCAAGCGGGAGGCGGAACAGCGCAGUCAGACCCUGCAUGGAGAGAGGGAUGGAGUUCAGAGAGAGAAGGACACCACACAGAGAGAGAGAGACCGUCUGAAACAAGACAGGGACACACUGGCUAGUGAGAAGGUGGCUGUGGAGAAGGCAGCCCAGGCAGCUCUGAUCAAGGCCCAGAUUCUGCAGAUGGACUGUGAGAAGCUGCAGCAGGCCGUGACGUCGGCCCAGAGAGAGAGGGAUCACGAGAGAGAGGAGAAGGUGGACGCGCUGCAGGAGAGAGACCGGGCCAAGGCAGAGACCGACAGAGUUCAGAAGCAGUGGGAGCAGAGUGAGAGCCGGGCAUCUGUCCAGAGAGGGGAGCUGUCUACAGUGAGAGAGACUCACCACCAGGCAGAGGUGGAGAGGCAGCUGCUGGAAGGAGAGAAGACCCAGCUCACUGAGGCUUUGGCCCGUGCUGAGAGCAGUAAUGCAGAGCUCUCUCUGCUGGUCAACAAGCUUCACUCUGAGGAGGCUGCCCUCCGAGACUCUCUGGCCAAGAUGGGCAGCAUGAAUGAGGGCCUGGCCCAGGACAAGUGUGACCUCAACUCCAUCAUCAGCCAGCUUGAAGAGGAGAAGGCCUACCUGCAGGCCCAGAAACAUGAAGCGGAGCAGGAGAAGAUGACCAUCAGAGAUGAGCUCGUCCGAUUGGAGCAAGACAGGCUAGAGUUGGACUCCGCCCGCCUCGCCCUCCACCAGUCCUUGCAGGAGUCUGAGCUGAGCAGGGUGGGGAUGGAGGCGGAGCUUCAGAGCCUCAGGGCCGAUAGAGUGAAGCUGCAGGACAAAGUCACUCAGCUGUGUGGCGAGGUGAGCUCUCUGGGGGCGGAGUUGGGCAUGGCCCGCGGUGAGGAACAGAGACAGGGCGUGGCUCUGGAGGAAGUAGGGCGGGGCCGGGCGGAGCUGGUCAGGGAGAGGGCGGGGCUAGUGGUCCAGCUGACUGCAUCGGAGAGAGAGAACGCCACACUAACAGAGGAGUUGGCCGCAUUCAGGUCAGAGCGGGAGGCCUUGGAGACCAGCCUGUUUGAGGUGCAGCAGCAGCUGGUUCAGCUAGAGUUUCGCAGAGAGCAGCUAGAAGCAGAGAACCAGAGCCUGCGGCUACUCAGGGAGACCACCACCGCGGAGCUGAGGCGUGUGCGUGCGGAUGGGGAGAAUGUGCUGGCGCAGAGUGAGAGGGAGAGAGAGGCUUUGAGCCAGGCCCUGACUACCACCCAGCAGGAGUCCCAGCAGGCCCUCCACACCGCCAUCACUGACCACCAGGAGGAGGCAGAGAGACUGACCGCUGAGAAGGAGGCCCUGCGUCGCAGUCUGGAGUUUGAACAGGAGGGGGCACUGCGACAGGUCAGACAGGAGGCAGAGGAGCAGCUCCUCAGAGCCGAGAGAGACCGGGAGGACCUGAAAGAUGAAGUGAGGAGUCUGCAGCACGACAGAGAUCAGAGUCUGCUACAGGCAGAGACAGAGAAACAACAGAUGCUGUCCCAGAAGGAGGCAGAGAAAGCGGUGCUGUCUGAGAGAGUGUCCAUCCUGCAGGCAGAGCUGGGUACUGCAACCCUGGAGCUGGACAGACUGGCCAGAGAGGCAGCGCAUUACAAAGAACAGGAGAGGGCCACAGUGGGAGCUCUGACCAGUGAGUUACUGGAGCUUCGCUCUCAGCUGGAGGAGGCUGGCAGUGUUCAUGAGCGGGAGCUGCACCGGUUGCAGGAGAACAGCUCUGACCUACAGACACAUACUGAUGCUGCCCUCAAAGAGCUGGAGGAGUGCAGAGCUUCUCUCUCAGCCAGUGAGGAGAGCCGAGACCAGGUGAGGCGGGACAUGCUGGAGAUGGACAGGCGCCUCAACCAAACCCGUGACACCGGGGAGGGGUACAGAAGGGAUGGGGUAGAGCUACGGCGCACCCUCACUGAUGUCACCAAGGAGAGAGACACACUCAGCUUAUCAAAUACCCAGCUGAGGGAGACUCUGAAAAGUGCAGAGACUGAGAGAAUCAGUGUGAAGCGUCAGUGUGAGGAGAAGGAGCAGCGGCUGGCUGUUCUGGAGGAGAGCCUGUCAUCUGCACAGAGAGAGGUGACGGAGCUCCGCAGCUGUCUGAGAGAGGUGGAGAGGUCACGGCUGGAGGCCCGGAGAGAGCUGCAGGAGCUACGCAGACAGGUGAAGGUACUGGAUGGAGAGAAGGAACAGAAAGGGAGGGAGGUGGCUGAGUUGCAAACGCGUCUCUCCCUGGAGGAGCAGAGAGAGGAGGAGAGAGGGCGGGAUAUCUUCUCUCUCAAACAGAAGCUGGCCGAGGCUGACACAGCCAGGACUUCCAUCAAGAAAGAGCUGUCCAUCCUCCAGAGGCGUCUGACAGAGUCAGAGUCAGGCUGGCGGGGAUGUGAGAGGGAGCUGACGACCCAGCUUCAGGAUGCCCGGGGCUGUGAGAAGAAGCUCCAGGAUGAGGCCAGGAACCUGUCCCUGCGGGCCCAGACAGCCCAGGACUCCCUCACCCAAUCCAGCCUGCAGCUCAGCGAGGCCCAGGGCCGCCUGGCUGCCACCGAGGUAGAGCUGGCCCGGGCCGAGGCCGGACGCAGGGAGCUGGAGUUCCGUCUGGGCAGCUUGCAGUCGGCACUGACCCGUACGCUGGGCAUUGGGGCGGGGGGCCGGAGAAGUGCCAGUGGGGGCAGGGGCAGGAGCCCCAGAGGGAGCCCCCCAGCAGCAUCCUACAGCAGCAUUACACGUCCACGCAGCCUCUCGCCCCUACGCUGCUCACUUUCACCCCCUAAAGAUUUUGGAGGCUCGACCCCUGACAACACGUUGUGCUGCUCAAGGCCUAUCUCCCCAGAGCAGGGUGACACCCCCCUCCCCAUGCCCCUGCCUGAGCUGGACCCUGAGACGCUGCGCUGCGGCCUCAGAGACUUCCUCCAGGAGCUCCGAGAAGCUCAGAGAGACCGGGACGAGGCUCGCUGCCAGUUGGGGGCGCUACAGAGAGAGUUGGAGGAGGUGACAGGGGAGAGAGACUCCGCCCAGAACCGCCUCUCUCAGCUACACAACACACUGCAGGAGUGCCAGGAGGGUAAGCGUGGUGUUGACGGGCGUCUGAGCUCGACCCAGGCCAUGCUCCAGCAGCAGGAGGAGACGGUGAGGAGGGGAGAGAGGGAGAGGAGAACCCUCACUGACAGAGUCAAGGAGCUGGAGAGAGCCCUGCAGACUGCCGAGACGGAGAAAAAACACACACAGGACCAGUUGAGUAAGCAGCGUGCGGGCGAGGUGCGUCUGGAGGCUGAGCGGAGGCGUCUGCGGGAGGCCCUGGAGGCUGCCGAGGCCCGGGGGACCAGGGUGGAGCUGGGGAGACGCAGCCUGGAAGGGGAGCUGCAGAGACUCAAACUGAGCCUGGGGGACAGGGAGGCCGAGAACCAGGCCACCCAGGAGCGCCAUGAUGCACUAGUCAAACAGGUGGCGGAGGGGGAGAGCUGUGUGACGUCGCUCCAGAGAGAGUUGGACAGGCUAAGCCAGGCUUUGUCUAAAGCCCAGGAGGGAGAGGUCUGUCUCAGAGAGAAGAACCAGAGCCUUUCCCAGAGCCUCCAGGAGGCCACCGUUUCCCACAGCGCCACCCAGGGGCGCCUUGUCGCACUGCAGAAGACCCUGGGGCUGGCCGAGCAGGACCGCAGGCAUCUACAGGAGCGAGUGGAUGGAGCGCGGGCGUCCCUGACGGACGGGAAGAGAGACAUGACGGCCCUCACUGAGCGCGUCCAGAGCCUACAGACUGAGCUGACUCAGAGCGACCUGAGACGAGGAGAGCUGGAGGCAGAGCUGGCUCACACACAGGAGGCCCUGCGUCAGCGGUCUGCCAGUCUGACAGAAGCCCAGCGCAGUGCCCAGUCUGCCCAGACAGAGAGGGUGUCUGCAGAGGAGAGGCUGCGGGGGCUGCAGAGGGCUGUGGCCAUGCUGGAGACAGAGAAGAAGGAUGCAGAGAGACAGGCCGUCCGCCUGGAGAAGGACAAAAACGCACUGAGAAAUACACUGGACAAGGUGGAGCGUCAGAAGCUAAAGACAGAGGAGGGCAGCAUGCGUCUGUCUGCAGAGAAAGGCCGUCUGGAUCGCUCCCUCACCACCGCAGAGCAGGAACUGCAGGACGCACAGAGACAGAUAGCACUGUUACAGGCCCAGCUGGCUGAGAUGGAGCAGUCCCACAAUGUGAGUGAGAGCUCUGUGAGGCAGCGUGACGAGGUGAUGCGUGAGGCGGAGAGGCUGAGGGUCGCCCAGAGGGAGGGAGAGAGGACCCUGGCCGCCCGGGAGAGAGCCCACCGCCACCGGGUCAAAGGGCUGGAGGAGCAGGUGUCCACUCUGAAGGAGCAGCUGCAGCAGGAGAUGAGGCGGAGGCAGCCAUCUCUACCCACCUCCCUGAUGUCUGGGGGGAACUGAGCACUGAGCAGUUCACCUGUGUCCCUCCAUGGGUACUAAAGCCCACUAACAGCGCCAUGAACCAAUAUACAAUCAUCAUCUCCUUUUAUUUGACACACGCCUCUCCUACUCAGGGAGAAAGUCAGCGACACCACGGGAGGAGACUGUGGAUGAUAGAAGUGUCAUCCAGUACAACAGAGGAGGAAUGAGAUCCUCAGCUGCCAGUAUACAGUUGGCCUGGAUUCCCUCCCACACACACACCAGCAGAACAGAAUACAAAGGGAGAACCGAGUCUGAGUCACUGUUUGAGCACUAGGCAACAAAUUGAUCGGCCAUAUGAAGGAACUACUGUACUGUCCAUCUUGCUAGUAUUUGGUUGAGAUUGAACCAACUAUUUUGUCUGGACCAAUAGACACUAUUAUAUGUAGAGCACAUGAUGUGAAGUAUUUAUGUGCUGUAUGUAUAUCAGUUUGUGAUAUACAAACACACAGGAUCUAUCAUGGUCCACACACACAGGAUCUAUCAUGGUCCACACACACAGGAUCUAUCAUGGUCCACACACACAGGAUCUAUCAUGGUCCACACACACCAAGUCGUGAAGAGGGCACGACAACACGUCUUCCCCUCAGGAGGCUGAAAAACUGUGGCUUGGGCCCUCGGAUCCUCAGAAAGUUGUACAGCUGAGCAACUGAGAGCAUCUUGACUGGCUGCAUCACCGCUUGGUAUGGCAACUGCUUGGCAUCUGACCACAAGGCGCCACAGAGAGCAGUGUGGAUCGCCCAGUAAAUCACUGGGGCCGAGCUCCCUGCCACCCAGGACAGAGGAAGGCCCCAAAAAAUGGUCAAACAAUUCAGCCACCCAAGUCAUAGACUGUUCUCU